Messenger RNA from Solea solea (common sole), 975 nucleotides. Its product is annotated as heterogeneous nuclear ribonucleoprotein M-like. Bases 163 to 975 code for a protein of 270 amino acids. The record is from RefSeq and is a predicted model, not a curated record. Lineage: Eukaryota; Metazoa; Chordata; Actinopteri; Pleuronectiformes; Soleidae. The transcript has 4 exons.
GUGGCUUCCACACAUGUGUGGAACUGCACUGCUGCACACAGGUUUGGAUUGGAAACUUUGAAAUGUUCGGUCACAACAAAGUUUCUGUCCCAGGCCAGUCCUGCCCUCCUCAGCCAUGUGGUCCUUCUGUGAGCUAUCCUACAGCUCCACCUUGUGGUGGCGAUGGAGGCCAAGGUCAUGGACCAGGAAAUGGUUGUGGAUGUGAACAUGGACAUGGGCAUGGACACCAUGAACAUGGGCAUGGGCAUGGGCAUGGACACCAUGGGCAUAGGCAUGGACGUGGGCACCAUGGGCAUAGGCAUGGACGUGGGCACCAUGGGCAUGGACACCAUGGGCAUGGUCAUGGACCCCAUGAACAUGAACAUGGGCAUGGGCACCAUGGGCAUGGGCAUGGGCAUGGGCACCAUGGGCAUGGUCAUGGACCCCAUGAACAUGAACAUGGGCAUGGGCACCAUGGGCAUGGGCAUGGGCAUGGGCACCAUGGGCAUGGUCAUGGACCCCAUGAACAUGAACAUGGGCAUGGGCAUGGGCAUGGACAUGGGCAUGGGCAUGGGCACCAUGGGCAUGGACCCCAUGAACAUGGGCAUGGGCACCAUGGGCAUGGACCCCAUGAACAUGGACAUGGACAUGGACCCCAUGGACAUGGACAUGGACAUAGUCAUGGCCAUUGUGACAAGCAAGAUGGGACGUGUCAUGGGUCGUCCAGCAGCUCCUGCAGCAGCAGCAGCAGCAGCAGCAGUGACUCUGACUAGUUUCCACCUGGACGCCUUCAUCUGCCCACUGCUGACCAUUUACUUAUUCAAAAAACAAUCAAACUUACAUUCUAAACUGUUUGUGUUUUUACACUCAGGAUAUUAUAUACAGUGCAAAAUGCUGAAACUGUUUAUCAUAAAAGCAAUUCAUCUCCACACUGCCUCGUCCCUUUAUUCUGUAUUUGACCUGAGCUCAGGUACUCUAUCUAUCAGUGUUCACUGA